GGAACUGAAGGAAGAGAGGCUUAAAGAAACGACAGAGUGUGUCUAGAAUUAAAAAUAAGAAGGAAGACUCACUUUGCGUGCUCAUCGCUGUCAUAUAGACCAGAGUAUCAUUGUGCAACGAUUAUCGCUCGCGUUAUCGGGAUAUCAUAUGACAUAUAUAUAUCGUAACAUUUGGACGAUUCACAAGGAGGAUUAGUGACUCACAAUAGUCGGAAUGAAAAUUGCGCGCACGGACGGAAACGCUAUAUUAUGAUCUAGCGGACGUAUACGGGCGGGAGGGCGAAUUUGACGUACUCGUCCAUCGUCGACGAAUGAUGUUAGUGUUGCUGCUGUGCAUCGUCAUGAAGAUAGCAGAGAUCUCCGUGGGCCGGACGAGUCCCAUGGUGCGGCCACCGCGCCCCCCGCCGCCACCCACUUGCGACAGUUGCGACAGGCGGUGUAGGCGAUGCAGGCGAUGCAGGCGAUCCUCGCCCAAGCGUAGGCAUCAUCGGCAAUCCUAUGCCGAUAAUAGGUGCAUCUCGCGGAAACGAGAAGGCAUAGCAGUGAUGGAAGAGCCACAAACUCCAGGAUCCGAUUGCAAUUCUAACCCAGCGACAGAUUCCAUCCAGCAGGAUCUGGUUGGGUCCGAGUUUGUUCAAGACAAUGUUGAAUAUCAAUGGUUUAUCGAUUAUGGAUAUAGAGAUGGAGGACUACAUAUCCAUCCCAGUGUUCUUUCAUCGCUUUCCGCAUCCUAUACUCCCAAGGAUCUGGGUUAUUAUGACGACCUUGCUCGGAAUUUGGACGCUAAUCUGGCGGAAAUUGACAUGGAAAGCUUUCGUACGGCGGACAUUCAUACCCUCCUUACGGCUCUACCUGUCAUGUGCACGGAACCAGUUCAACAUUCCGAAUUUAACUAUCAAAGGGAACAGUAUGCCAGUAUAUCUGGAUCUGUCAUGGAAAAGCUUGACAUCGGUUCCUCCAUCAGCCCUCAUACCAGUAGCCAGGGAGAAGAUUCCGCAUGUUCCACCGCCGACACAAUAUCUAUAUGCAAGUCGUCGUUGCUAUUUUCUCCAGUAAAAGAAACCCCAAUGUUACCACCGGGUGGUAGUUAUAGCGUAGAUUCUCUGGACUGUGAAGAUAUGUUACUCACCUGUCAAACGAAUAAUAAAAACAAUUAUACCAUUGCUUUUGAGGGCAGCAUGACUAUGUAUUCGGAUGGCUCUCAAGAUUUUGAAAAUCAUGAUAAACACAAAACGUAUGAAUCACCAGAUGUAUUUUAUGAUAAACCAAAAGAUAUGAAAACUAUGCUGGAUUUAUCAAUGGCAUGUUCAGAUUCAAAGAUAUAUACGACAUGGAGUAAUUUGAAACAUUCCUCUAUGAAUAAAGUAAUAACUCGUCAUCCUUCCGGUAACAAUAACACGAUACCAGAUAUCUCACAAAGUGCUGCUAAUCUAACGCUCGGUAGGAUGAAUAAACGGAGCCAAAGCUUACCGGAUUUGUCUCGCGUUCGUGAAUUCCAGCAUAUUAAUAUACCUCUUAAUUUUAGUGUUGAUUCCGCUGAAUCAAGCAAUCAUAUGCAGCGAUUGCAUAGUUCUGGAUCUGCAAUGAGUCGUUCGACAAAUGCGGAAAGUUCGGACAAUGGGGAAAAUGUUGGUACAAAAAAGUUGCAAAAUUUGAGUCUCGUCAGACUGUUUAUGAAGCAAAAGAGCAUGAGCGUGGAGGGAAUGAGUCUUACUUUGGAUCAAUCGGAUUCCGUUAGUGACAACAGUGGCUGGCCUACUAGUAAUAGUGGCAGCGAUAGCGCGACCAACACAAACACUCAGAUUCAACGGCAAAAUGGUCAAGAUAAUAUCUGUGACCGUCGUGUGCCCGAAAACGAUUUCUCUAUAAACUGGAUUAGGCGCGAUGUGACUAAUAAUCGUGAUGUGGAAAAUCAGAGAGAUAGCUUGAACGUUUUAAAGUGUGCGAUACGAAACAAAGACGAUAAAGUCGAAAUGGCAUCAUCUGCAUCGGUGGAAGAACUUUCGGAGAGUACAUCCAAGUCUGGCGGUAUGAGUGAUCAACGAAGCUUCGAUGUCAACAGUCCCUUUGAACAGAAAAACGGUUGGGCUGGUUUAAUGGAAAAGAAAUAUCCGAUCUGUCGAACAACAGGUAUACAAGCCAAUGCGGAAAUGGAAGACAAUGCAGUUCAAACUUCCUUAAUUUUUGCUGCGCUGAGGGAGAAACAUGGUUUCCCUCUCUUACAAGAAACAACAGUUAACAAAAAGCCUGUAUAUGUUGUAUAUCCGAAUUAUACAUUGCCCGACUUGUCGUUUCUUAAAAUUAAAGAUACGAAAAUUGAUAACAUUGCGUUGAAACCACAUACAUUUGACAGAAACAAGAUGGAAUGGAAACGUACCGUUCGUUCAGGUAGACCAUUUUCGUGUAAUGAUAUCGAUGCUCUACGACAACGCGGAUUCGCGCAUAUAAAGGAUUGGGAGUCGCUUACGUUCCUUUUACCAUAUGAAUACAAAAAGAUUUUACAUGAUGUACCAGAAGUAUCGAGAUACAUUAAUAUCAAUGAGGAAGUUAAACGACCCCUAUUCUGUUUGUCUCCUCCAAUGCGUCAUAAGACACGACCGAUCAGCGAAAUUAUACCGAAUACUACUUCAUCAACGAGCAGUACCGCGACGCAACCAUCUUCCGGGUACAGAGGCUCGUCGACGAUUUUAACUGAUUCCUCGACAAAUCAGCAGCCAUUAUCGAAUAAUACGAUCAAUCCGUUGUAUUUAUAUCGAUAUGACAGUAUGAGUUCGGAGGCCAGUUUGAAUAACGACAAGAAAAUGCAUAGGCUCAAUCAAACGAGGCAGACUUGUCCGUCUCUUCCAAAGCGAUCCGUAUCGUUACCGCAAGGCGAGGGUGAAUCUGAUAAUGGCAGAGUACCGCCGCGACCACCAUUGCCGAGAAGUAUUUUACGAAAGAAUAAGGUACUUGCGAGUAAACGAUACAGCAUGUUCGAAAUGGGAGAUGUGGGCGAACAAUCGGAAGAAUCUGUGGACAUAAACAAGAGAAUGUCUUUGCAAGAGCCAUACUACAUGAAUAAUGAUUUGCAGUUGUUAUGUCGCGAAAGAACGAUCGAUUCAGAAAAGGAUGUUGACGAGACAGAAGCGGAGAGAUAUCUUAAAGAAAAAUUAAACGACAUUACAAAUAACGCGAACGUGGAGUCGGAAACUUCUCAGAAUAGCGACGAUGACCUCAAGCAGUUGGAAGAAUAUUUGAAACGUAGUGCAAUCUCGUCGCAAAGCAGCGACGGAGAUAUUGACAAUGCUGAAGUAAAAGUAAGAUCGUAUGUAAGAAAAUUUUUAGCUUUGAGAAUGAACAAGGAUCCACUCGUUAGAAAUAUUGAUAUGGGAGAAUCGCAAAGAAAAACCGUCAGUUUUGCUACGCACCAAAGAAAAAAGCAUCUGGACGCUAAGCUAAAUAAUCUGAAUGUCGUUGUAAAUGAACAAAAUCACGAUCAGGCAACUGAGGAUAAAUUAAUAGAAUUAGAAGAAAAGAAAAAAAUGGUAUCGUCUGUAAAUAAAGCGGUGGAUCUUUUAUUGAAGUAUUGGAACGCUGAUUCCAAUCAUAGUCGUCCUAAUUAUAACGAAAGGAACGAGUGUGCGCAAAUUUGUCUGAGUAAUUUAUGCCCAGCUUUAUAUGCUAUUAUGUCGGAUGGCUUGAAACCCCAUUUGAAUUCCACCUUUGGACCAAUUACUAAUAGCGUUUGGCAGGUUGUCGAAGCUAGUUCUCAACAAGGACCCCUCACAAAAACGUUGAAUGAAUUAGUACAGAGAAUUAAUGGCGAAGAUGUUAUUACAGAAGGAAUGUUAAAGUUCCAUGCAUUUGUAUUUGGCUUGUUGAAUCUAAGAGCUUUAGAUGCAUGGUUUGCGUAUUUAUGUACACGUGAAUCAAUCUUACGGAAACAUUACAGUAACAAUAGCUUAUUUGUCGCGGCUUUGGCCAAUGCGAAUGUCCGAGAAAUCGUUGAUUCGUUGUUGUACAUCCUGAAUCCACUUGCAUUUUGUCCAUUUCACUUGGAUCUUCUCUAUCAGUAUCGUCAAUUGCAAAAUAGUUUUGGGAAUGUGAAUAAUCAUACGAUGAAUGCCAUGAGCUUUAGGAACGCCGAUCUGACUAUGAAAGAUCUCGAGAUUGGGGAAACGGAAUCCUGUAGAAUGGUUUCUAGUCCGAAAAAGACACGACCAAGAUCUUGCAUUGCUUAUAACAUGGACGAUAAAUGCAGCACUAUGCACAAAGGCGAUCUUCAAAAUGCGAAAAAACGUUUCAGUGCUAUAAAUCCGAAGGCGUUUUACGCGUUGGACAAAUUGACUUCUGAGGAUUCUGAAGAUUACACAGAUAGUCUGGAACAUUCUCCUUUAAAUAAAAAAGCAAGCAAGCAAUCACAAUCUAAACUUUUUAAUCCUGAUACUAAAUCGAAUGAUGACAAUGGUCUUUCUGUCGAAACCAAAUUCAAAAAAUUGCAGGAAAAAUGGGAAUUGAUUGGUAAAGAAGGCAAUAAGGGUCAACCUGUCGCAAUGACUCCCUCUUCGCCGGUUCGGACAUUCGGAGUGUUAGGGAAAUCAAAGAUACCUAGAUUGCUCACAUCACCGGUGAAGCAAUCUAAUGUUGCGGCGAAUAUCAUUGGGAAAUCGUCAAAAUUACCCAUGUCGGGAGUCUCUUCAUUAAAGAAGCCCGCUAAUCUUCCUACGACGAAGACAGCCCUAAAGAAACCUAUAGAUACGAAAACGAGAGACGUGACGCGUCGUACGAGCCGUGUUGAUCAAGAUACUCUAGGCGUGACACGAACUCACACUGCACGCCCGAGUUCCUUACCAUAUAAAUCCCAUGGAGUAAUGUCGAAUGACAAGAAUCUAAUCUCGCCUCACAGACGAGCCGUUUCGACCUCUCUACCACGACCGACUGUUACUACUGUUUCAAGGACACCGGUUUCAAAACAUCCACACAAAGAGGUCCGUACUCUCACUCAUAGGAUACCGUCGGACACUGGUCAUCUUUCAUUCGCAGAGGGGGAGAAACUGAAAGUAAUAUUAGAGGUGGAUAAUAAGUGGUUAUUGUGCGCGAAAGGUGAUCGAAGAGGUUUGGUACCACGAGCAUGUGUACGCAGCGUUCAAACUUAGCCCCUCUUCUCGACAAUUCUUCAUGAUCGCAAUUGUAACCAUGAUCCUACCCAGCGGUCAUAAUUGUAAUUUCACCCUCAAAAAUGGAACGAAGAUGAGCGAAUUGCGAGGACGAGCUGAAAAGUUCAAAUUACCUAAAUAUCCCGAGGCGAUAUAAGUGAUGUACAGUGUAUUAAAAUUGUUUUUAAGCCAUAUGAUAUAAUACGCAUUAUCACGCGCUUGUAAAGUUACUUUUAACAGAAGUUUAAUCGAAAACAUUUCGUUUCUAUGGAAAUGCGACAGUAGUAUUAUCGCUAGCGGCGCCAUCGAAGAUAGAGAUAUCACCUAGUCAUAGGCUUUUUUUAGACGACAUUAUAUUUAUUUAGAUUCAUUUAUUUUAGAACGAUGUACAAAUGCGAGGAUAACGAUUCGAUAUAUCCUCGAUGAGUAAAAAGCCGAAAACAGUGUGUAUAAUCUAUACACAUAUUAUGAAUGUGUGUGUGUAACUGUGAUCCUAGUAAAUAGGCGAUUAAGUUUAUUAGUGCGAACGCGUGAUGUAUAUAUUUUGUUCUAAUGUUUAUAUACUGUGACUUUAUAAUUUAUUUAUAUCUAUACUUUUUACAUCGCGCAUCACACAACGAUCCUUCAUUCUGAUUUUAUUUAAGCCAUUUACGACAUGCACUUUCGCGAUGGCGACGAUUACAUUUUUUACAUGCUUCAUGGUAUUUCCCGAUACAUACAUACAUAUAUGUAUACAUAUAC
This is a messenger RNA of Trachymyrmex cornetzi, 5876 nucleotides long. RefSeq lists its product as uncharacterized. Gene Ontology annotation, cellular component: cytoplasmic vesicle. The record is from RefSeq and is a predicted model, not a curated record. NCBI's taxonomy places the organism in Eukaryota, Metazoa, Arthropoda, Insecta, Hymenoptera, Formicidae. Gene Ontology annotation, molecular function: protein binding. The coding region runs from base 312 to 5135 and encodes 1607 amino acids. The transcript is spliced from 14 exons.